GAAGCUGUUAGUUGACAAUGUGAACGACCCGAAACUUCUGGGGACCUAGCCUAGAACGCGACGCUCGCACUGCGAGUCUCGAGUCGGCGCGAAGGACGGAGCGGACCCGGGAAGCGUCGAGAGGAGGCCAGGGUGAGACCCGGUCCCCAGCGGAGCCCUCGGAAAGCUCGGAAAUGGAGCCGCCGCAGGUCCCGGCCGAGGCGCCCCAACCCAGGGCCUCCGAAGACAGCCCGAGGCCGGAGCGGACCGGGCGGGAGGAGCCGGACGCUCAGCCCCAGGAGCUCCCGGAGAAGUCUCCGUCUCCAGCCCUGUCCGGUUCCCCUCGCGUACCUCCGCUCAGCCUGGGCUACGGCGCCUUCCGCCGCCUGGGCUCGUGCAGCCGCGAGCUGCCGUCGCCGAGCCCCUCGUGGACCGAGCAGCCCCGGGAUGGCGAGGCGGAGCUGGAGCCCUGGACGGCGUCAGGAGAGCCCGCGCCCGCGUCCUGGGCGCCCGUGGAGCUGCAGGUGGACGUGCGCGUGAAGCCCGUGGGCGCGCCUGGGGCUAGUCGCGCGCCCUCGCCUGCGCCGUCCACGCGCUUUCUCACCGUGCCAGUGCCGGAAUCGCCAGCCUUCGCCCGCCGCUCCGCUCCCACGCUCCAGUGGCUGCCCCGCGCCCCGUCACCAGGCUCCACGUGGAGCCGAGGAUCGCCGCUUGCCGCGAACGCCACCGAGUCUGUCAGCCCCGCUGAGGGUUGCACGGUGCCCCCGGGCUCGCCCGCCUGCCGCUGCCGCUGCCGCGAGCCCGGGCUAACCAAAGAAGAUGACGCGCUGCUGCAGCGCGCAGGCAUAGAUGGCAGGAAACUGCCGCGGGCCAUCACGCUCAUAGGGCUGCCCCAGUACAUGAAGUCUCUGCGCUGGGCUCUGGUGGUCAUGGCUGUGCUGCUGGCCGUCUGCACUGUAGCUAUUGUGGCCCUGGCCUCUAGAGGAGGAACCAAGUGCCAACCAUGCCCUCAAGGCUGGAUGUGGUCUCAGGAACAAUGUUACUACCUCUCUGAAGAAGCCCAAGACUGGGAGGGCAGCCAGGCAUUCUGCUCAGCCCACCAUGCCACACUGCCUCUGCUGAGCCACACCCAGGAUUUCUUAAGAAAAUACCGGAUCACCAAGGGCUCCUGGGUGGGGGCCCGACGAGGCCCUGAAGGCUGGCACUGGACUGAUGGGGUCCCCUUGCCAUCCCAGCUAUUCCCGGCAGACAGUGAGGACCACCCAGACUUCAGCUGUGGGGGUUUGGAAGAAGGCAGGCUCGUGGCUCUUGACUGCAGUUCUCCUAGACCCUGGGUCUGUGCCAGAGAAACCAAAUGACUUAGUCUCCUGUGUUAGACCUGUCUGGAGUUGUCCCCAUGGCUUUUGCUUUGGUGUGACCAAAGUAUCUGACAGAAACAACUUCAAAGAGGCAAGAAUGAGCAGGCUCGCGGUUUCAGGGGGCUGCACCUGGCAGAGCUGCCCAGUCCACCGCAGCAGAGGAAAUGCUGGAGCCAAGGGGUGGGAACAACCUUCAAAGGCCUGUCACUGUUGACAUACCUCCACACCAGGCUCUACCUCCUCAAGCUCCCAAGUCACCCCUAAACCCAGCACUACCAGCUGGGAACAAACCUGUGGCGGACAUUUCAGACUCAAUCCAGAGCAUUCCUAUUACAAAUCCCCUCAAGAUUCAUGACUGUCUUGUCUUGUUUUGAGACAGGGUCUCUCUCUCUGUACCCCUGGCUGGCCUGGAACUUACUGUGUGGUCCAGGGUGGCCUUAAGUCCCUAGGCAAGCCUCCCAAGUACAGGAAUUACAGAUGUGUGCCACCACACCCAGCCCAUGGCUAACUCAAUGCAAAAUGAAUUCAGUCCAAUUUCAAGAGCCUCUAUAGUCUUAACAGUCCCAACGUUGUUCAAAGACUCUCCAGGUUGGUAGUCCCCACAGCAGUGUGUGGGGGAGCUGCACCAAACCUCCCCACCUCCCAUUUCCUUCUUCAGCCAGCCUCAUGCUUCAUAGAACUUUCCACUAGCCAAGCUGGGGCACCUUUGUUCUUCUGACCAGGCGCCCUAACUUCUCCCUAUGCUGGUCUCCAGCAGGUGAGUUCCCAAAGGGAGGCACCAAACCUAUUCUGAGAUGGCUGGCUGGGAUCCCAUCUAAAGGAGUGGGGUACCAAAGGGAGGUGGUGUCCAUCUUCCCUCCCCCCUCAAAAAAACCCCACAAGUUCACAGACUAAAAUAUUUUUUUUUUCAAAGACUAGGCCCUCACAAGAUGGUUUAGCAGGUAAGAGCACUGUCCCAGAGGACCCGGGUUUGAUUCCUAGAACUCUCUCAAAGUGUAACUCCAUCACCCACCCCACCUCCCAUAUCACACCCCCACCCUCAGGCACUGCAUGAACAUGGUGCAGAUAUACAGCCAGAAAAAAUACCCAUACACAUAAACUGAGGGGUGGGGCUCGUAGAGACACAUACACUAAAUAAACUUGAAAAAAGAUACACACACACACACCUGGGCAUGCCUGUGAAGGAGCUCGGUUAAGGUGAGAAGAUCCAUUUUAAAUGUGAGUGGUAGCAUCCUAGGGCUGUGGUCCUGGGAUGAAUAGAGAAGUAGGUUGAGCACCAGCAUUCAUCCCUCCCUGCUUCCUGGCUGCAGCAGUGUGAGCAUAAGCCUCACGCUUCUGCCAGGCUUCCCCAGAAUGUUGGCCUGCACCCUCAAACUGGGAGCCAAAACACUCUCCCUCUAAGUGGUCAGUAUUUCAUUGCAGCAAUAAGAAGAGUAGCUAAUAUAUUAGCAAACUGCACUGUGGAUUGAGUAAGCACCCCUGGAACAUCUGGCCAUGCCCUGCUCCCUAACAUCUUCCACAAGCUAUUAAGGAUCCCUGCCGCUAGGUACCCAUCCCUGAUGCCUCUCUGGUUCAGGGCUUAAGAUGUGUUCAUUCUGAAUUCAUUCUUUGGGAGAAUGAGCUUGUUUCAGCUUGCUUCCUGCCCUUGUUGCUCAUAGGGAUAUUUGCAGAUGAAAACACAGCUGCACUGUCCUGGCAUCCCUACACUACAAGUCAAUAGUCUGUGUGUCAGUCUGUCCAAGCAGCCAGCACCUAUUUAGAGAGCAUCAGCUGAGGGAAAACCCUAAGCAAGAGAAAAAAAAUCUAGAACAUCUAUAUCCUUACAAUUAGCACAGAUCUUUGAGACUUUCUACGUUGCAGGCUGUUGGAUGUCAGUCAGUAAAUAAAGCCAGCAGCAUUGUCAUUUAUGAUAAGGAUCAUGCCUUUGGAUUGAACUGAGUCCCUUUCAAACUAUGCAAGUUCUAGUCCCCAGAACCAAUAAUGUGACCUUUAUGGAAAUAUUGUUGGUGCACACUCAGGUGAAAAUGAGACCAGUCAUGUAGCUGGUCAAAUAUGACUGGUAUCUUUAUAAGAACUUUAUGGCCAACAAAAAGGCUCAGCUGGUAAAGCACUUGCUGCACAGCCUGGUAACCUGAAUGUG
This is a messenger RNA of Mus caroli (Ryukyu mouse), 3477 nucleotides long. It is a transcript of the gene Klrg2, whose product is annotated as killer cell lectin like receptor G2. NCBI's taxonomy places the organism in Eukaryota, Metazoa, Chordata, Mammalia, Rodentia, Muridae. The record is from RefSeq and is a predicted model, not a curated record.